Molecule: messenger RNA, 25193 nt
Organism: Coregonus sp. 'balchen'
Lineage: Eukaryota; Metazoa; Chordata; Actinopteri; Salmoniformes; Salmonidae
Source: the annotation of a GenBank genome assembly
GAGGCCAUCAUCGCUGGUCUACAUUCUGAGACCACCUACUCUGUUACCGUGGCAGCCUACACCACCAAGGGAGACGGGGCGCGCAGCAAAGCUAAAGUCAUCACCACCACGGGAGCAGGUAAGAUUUACAUAUAUGUAAAUAUAUUACAUAUAUUUACUAUAUAGCAACAGAAAAGCAAUAGCGCUGCUCAAAGGGGCUCAACUAUAAUGGACAGUGAAAUCUAAAAUCUAUAAUACAGUGGGGGAAAAAAGUAUUUAGUCAGCCACCAAUUGUGCAAGUUCUUCCACUUAAAAAGAUGAGAGAGGCCUGUAAUUUUCAUCAUAGGUACACGUCAACUAUGACAGACAAAAUGAGAAAAGAAAAUCCAGAAAAUCACAUUGUAGGAUUUUUUAUGAAAUUAUUUUCAAAUUAUGGUGGAAAAUAAGUAUUUGGUCAAUAACAAAAGUUUCUCAAUACUUUGUUAUAUACCCUUUGUUGGCAAUGACACAGGUCAAACGUUUUCUGUAAGUCUUCACAAGGUUUUCACACACUGUUGCUGGUAUUUUGGCCCAUUCCUCCAUGCAGAUCUCCUCUAGAGCAGUGAUGUUUUGGGGCUGUCGCUGGGCAACACGGACUUUCAACUCCCUCCAAAGAUUUUAUAUGGGGUUGAGAUCUGGAGACUGGCUAGGCCACUCCAGGACCUUGAAAUGCUUCUUACGAAGCCACUCCUUCGUUGCCCGGGCGGUGUGUUUGGGAUCAUUGUCAUGCUGAAAGACCCAGCCACGUUUCAUCUUCAAUGCCCUUGCUGAUGGAAGGAGGUUUUCACUCAAAAUCUCACGAUACAUGGCCCCAUUCAUUCUUUCCUUUACACGGAUCAGUCGUCCUGGUCCCUUUGCAGAAAAACAGCCCCAAAGCAUGAUGUUUCCACCCCCAUGCUUCACAGUAGGUAUGGUGUUCUUUGGAUGCAACUCAGCAUUCUUUGUCCUCCAAACACGACGAGUUGAGUUUUUACCAAAAAGUUAUAUUUUGGUUUCAUCUGACCAUAUGACAUUUUCCCAAUCCUCUUCUGGAUCAUCCAAAUGCACUCUAGCAAGCUUCAGACGGGCCUGGACAUGUACUGGCUUAAGCAGGGGGACACGUCUGGCACUGCAGGAUUUGAGCGUAGUGUGUUACUGAUGGUAGGCUUUGUUACUUUGGUCCCAGCUCUCUGCAGGUCAUUCACUAGGUCCCCCCGUGUGGUUCUGGGAUUUUUGCUCACCGUUCUUGUGAUCAUUUUGACCCCACGGGGUGAGAUCUUGCGUGGAGCCCCAGAUCGAGGGAGAUUAUCAGUGGUCUUGUAUGUCUUCCAUUUCCUAAUAAUUGCUCCCACAGUUGAUUUAUUCAAACCAAGCUGCUUACCUAUUGCAGAUUCAGUCUUCCCAGCCUGGUGCAGGUCUACAAUUUUGUUUCUGGUGUCCUUUGACAGCUCUUUGGUCUUGGCCAUAGUGGCGUUUGGAGUGUGACUGUUUGAGGUUGUGGACAGGUGUCUUUUAUACUGAUAACAAGUUCAAACAGGUGCCAUUAAUACAGGUAACGAGUGGAGGACAGAGGAGCCUCUUAAAGAGGAAGUUACAGGUCUGUGAGAGCCAGAAAUCUUGCUUGUUUGUAGGUCACCAAAUACUUAUUUUCCACCAUAAUUUGCAAAUAAAUUCAUUAAAAAUCCUACAAUGUUAUUUUCUGGAUUUUUUUCCCUCAAUUUGUCUGUCAUAGUUGACGUGUACCUAUGAUGAAAAUUACAGGCCUCUCUCAUCUUUUGAAGUGGGAGAACUUGCACAAUUGGUGGCUGACUAAAUACUUUUUUCCCCCACUGUAAAUCUAAAAACCUUCUUACCUCAGGACACUUCACAGUGUAAUUAUCCCAUAACAGAGAAGCAUAGCACUCUGCAUAUUUUACACUGAGUAUAUCAAACAUUAGGAACACCUAGGGCUGUUGCGGUGACCGUAUUACCACCACACCGGCGAUCACGAGUCAUGAAGGCAGUCAAAUUCCACAUGACCGUUUAGUCACGGUAAGUAGUCUUCUCCAAGCUCUGAUGCUGCUGAUGGUCAUUAGUAGCCUACCAACCUUGCUAACUACCUGGUACUCAGCACUCUAUUGUCCCUCUAAUCACUCUGACAUCAAUGCAAAUGUAUUCGGAAAUCUAAUCAAACACUUAAUGAGAGCCCAUGAGCUCAUGUUGCGCAACAUUUCUAUAGGCUAUGCAAUUGCGCGAGAAAACAGAGUGAUGGCCUCUAUUAAAAUAGGAGGAUCCCAUCAGCUUUCUAUAGGCUAGGCCUACUAUAUUUAUUUCUCAACUUUCCAAAUAUUAAGUACAUUGCUUAUCUUUACAACAGGAGUAUAGCCUACCUGGCUGGCAUGAAAAUGAACCACGGAAAAAGCUUCCUCCAUUCGCUAUUUAAGUGCAUAGAUGACAUCUAUUUUUUCACCUGCUCCUGUUUUGAGACAGAUUUAUUAUUUAGUAUAUGUAAAGACAAGAUUAAAUCAAGAAUAGUCUGAUGGGUGACAUUAUUAGCCUAUCACUUGUGAAUUAUAUAUUAUCACUUGUGAAUGAUGUCCAGCGUAAUGCAAGAAACAAUGCCUUUUUUUUGCUACUUUUUCUAAUCAUAGUUGCACAGCUCAUGUAGCCUAGCCCAUAGGCCUAUGUGUGUUGAGAUGGUUUGUAUCACAACUAAAGUGGCCAAAUAGCUUCUUAAAAUUAAGCACAUUAUUCCGCUUUACAAGGGGUGUAGAGCCAAACUGGCAUACAUAAGCAGCACAUGAGUUUCAAGUUUGGGGAAGAUAAUUUUCACCAUAAAAAUGCACCUUUAUAAUAAAAGCAUUACAUGCACAAUCGCAUUUGCGGUCACUUUUGAUAAUGGUGAUUUCCCGCUAAUGGAACAUUCGUGCUAAUAGCCUACUCAUCCUGUUGGCUGACGAAAAGUAAAUGUGGACAGUUCUUCCAAUAUCUUCAAUAUGCACUUCGGAAUUGGAUAAGGACGCGCGCAGUUGUGUCCCCGAAGUGUCUGUCUUCACUUGUAGCCUGUGAGAAAGACCGGAUCACGUGAUGGAGAGCCAUGUGAGUGAGAGGUGCUUCAGAGCACGCAGCACUCAGGGAGAAGGGAACAACGGCCACUGGCCACAAAAGGCAUGGAUUUUAUUAGGGUGCAUUACGGCCACACAAAGGGGAUGCCGCUGGGAAAUUCGAGGCAUUAUCAAGUGCUUGUCAAAUCGUUUGGAGAAAAUAUCCUUCCUAUUUUAUUCUUCAUACUAUAAAAUAAUAUAAAAUAAUGCCACGGAAUUCUAACCAAAUCUUGUCUGCUAAAUGAACUAGUGUAGCCAUCAGCCAUAUGGCAUAGCUAGAUCAGGACCUAACAUAAGGGCAAAUCAGAGUAUGCUAUUCUGUUCUUCUGAAAUAGACUACAUUUUCUUCUUAUCAUGUUUGUUUAGACCUGUCUAAAAUAAAUAAUGGAUUUAUUGUAAAGGUGUAGGCUAUAUUACAUGGAUUUAUUAGACUUUUUUAAAUGUAGAUGUUCCAAAGGUCUGCAUCAGUGGCUUGUAGGCUAUGUGUGAAAGCCAGGAGAUGCUAAAUGUGUUUAUGUUAAUUAAUGGUCAAUUACCGUGAGACUGACAGUUAUUUGCUUGACAAUUACCGGCUGACGAAAUUCCAUGACCUCCACAGGCCUAGGAGCACCUUCCUAAUAUUGAGUUGCACCCCCAGUUUUGCCCUCAGAACAGCCUCAUUUUAUCGAGGCAUGGACUCUACAAGGUGUUGAAAGUGUUCCAGAGGGAUGCUGGCCUUGUUGACUCAAAUGCUUCCCACAGUUGUGUCAAGUUGGCUGGAUGUCCUUUUGGUGGUGGACUAUAACUGAUACACAAGGGAAACUGUUGAGCAUGAAAAACCCAGCAGCGCUGCAGUUCUUGACACAAACCGGUGCGCCUGGCACCUACUACCAUACCCUGUUCAAAGCACUUAAAUAUUUUGUCUUGCCCAUUCACCCUCUGAAUGGCACAUAUACACAAUCUAUGUCUCAAUUGUCUCUAGGCUUAACAAUCCUUGAAGGGGAACACCUGUCUCUUCCCCUUCAUCUACACUGAUUGAAGUGGAUUUAACAAGUGACAUCAUCAUGGAAAGAGCAGGUGUUCUUAAUGUUUUGUAUACUCAGUGUAUGUACUGAGUUUAUUUCAGGAAGACUUAUGUUCAUGCAUGAAAUGUGGCGGAUGUAUGGCUGAUGUUUCAGCCUUUGUGAGAUGCUCUCUCUCUCUCCCUCCACUCCCCCCUGCCCUCCUCUCUCCCCCCCACACAGUCCCGGGCCACCCCACCAUGAUGAUCAGCACCACUAUUGGUAACACUGCCCUGAUCCAGUGGCAGCCUCCUAAAGACAUGGUGGGAGAAAUGAUGGGCUACCAGCUGCAGUACAAACGUCAGGAAGACACGGUACUUGUGUUUUUGUAGGGUUAUUGGAUUGAGAAGGAUAGAGUUGAAAGUUAGGAUAAAGAAUGCUGAAAGAGCAGUGGUUCAGAUUCAAACCCGUGCUGGUAGCAGUGCAUUGUACAUGUGCUCCAGAGGCAGCAGCUUAGACCGCUAGACCACCCCAGGCCACAACAAGGUACUUGUUAAACAUCCAGGACCACUUUGGAAAUAAGUGUUUUAUAGAGGGCUUUUACAACUCACUGUCAUAUAGUUCCUCACCCUGAAAGUAGCCUAUGGACCAGCAGCAACUGUAAUUCAUGGUUCGUUUUGAACUUCCCCUUUAAUUAAUGCUAUCAGAAUGUAUGUAUUUUUUAAUUCAGGCAUUCACCUCUCGGGAGUUCAAACGUACGGACGACCACCACACCGUCACCGGGCUGUACAAGGGCGCCACCUACGUGUUCCGUCUGAGCGCCCACAAUCGGGCCGGCACCGGAGUGGCCUACGUCAAGGAGAUCAGCACGCAGGAAGACUCACCCAGCGGGUUCCCCUUGAACCUCCGUGUGACGGGGUAAGUACGUCCGCGAGCGCGCGUGUGUGUACCUGCGUGCAUGCUUACAUGCGUGUGUGUGUGUGUACCUGCGUGCAUGCUUUUUGCGUGUGUGUGUGUGCGAGAUGCCAAUGUCUAUUAGAGGGAAUCCUCCAUGUACUUUAUAUUAAUUUCUGAGGCUGUGGUCUAAAUGAUAUCACUUUACUUCCCACCUUAUGAAUAGAUUACUUUACACUUAGGUUUACACUUUACACUUUACACUUAGGUUGACCACGUCGACCACCCAGCUGGCGUGGGAGCCCCCGGCACUGUCUGAGAGGAACGGGAAGAUACUGCAGUACAUUGUGGUGUACAGAGACAUCAACAGCCAGACCAACAGCACCAACCGGUAUUACUCCCUACCCAUUAAAAUAAUGUUACUUGUGUAGUAUCCUGUACAGUUCCCUGCCCUCCAUGGGCUGGUUUCCCAGACACAGAUUAAGCCUGGUCCAGGACUAACUGGCAUUCUCAAAAGAGAUUAUCCAAUGAAGUAGCUUUUUAGUCCAGGAGUAGGCUUAGUCUGUGUCUGGGAAACUGGCCCCUUAUGACAAUCUGUAAGGAGUUCAAAACAUGACCCUAAGCAAAUUUGUUUGAAAACAGACUAUAAAAUGUGUAUUUUAUCUCAACAGGACAUCGGACACAAGUAUGACCAUCCAGGGGCUAAAACCUGACACUACCUAUGACAUCAGAGUCCAGGCCUUCACCAGUAAAGGAGGGGGACCCAUCAGCCCUAGUAUACAGAGCAGGACCAUGUCCACAUCACCUGGUGAGACACACACACACACACACACACACACACACACAUGUAAUCCACAUGCUUACAGAUACUCAUAAACACCACAUAAUCACACUGACAUGCACAUAACGUGUAGAGUGGAGAGGGCUGUUGAAUAUUUGAGAUAAAAUUAUGUAAAAAAGGAACAUGCUUUAGGGUUUUAAGCUUUUUUAAAGUUAUCUGUUUCCAUGACUGAGGUCGAGAUAGUAAUAAUCUAAACCCUAUUUUACCCCCUCAGCGUUCGCCACAAGCUUCGGUGUCAAAGCCGUCAUGAAGACCUCAGUCCUUCUCACGUGGGAAGUGCCAGAAAACUACAAGUCCCAAGUGCCUUUCAAGGUAAGCAUGGAUGGAGUCCACCAUGUACUUCACGUUCGUUGUGGUGUGUGUUUUUGGUUUGACUAUCCUUGUGGGGACCUGAAGUCCUCACAAGGAUAGUAAAACAAGUAACAUUUGUAAAAAAGCUAUUUUAGGCUUAGGGGUUAGGUUUAGGGUUAGAGUUAGAAUUACAGUUAGGUAUAGGGUUAGUGUUUGGGGUUAAGGUUAGGGUUAGGUUAAGGGUUAGGUUCAGGGUUAGAGGUUACGGAAAAUAGGAUUUUAAAUGGGAAUCAAUUGUUUGGUCCCCACAAAGUCUGUCUGUGUGUGUGUGUGUGUGUGUGUGUGUGUGUGUGUGUGUGUGUGUGUGUGUGUGUGUGUGUGUGAGUGUCUGUGUGUGUGCAUGUGCUUGUGUAACCCUAUGUGUGUGUGUUGUCUCUAUCUAGAUCCUGUAUAACCAGCAGAGUGUGGAGGUGCAGGGGAACCUGAAGAGGAAGCUGAUAACUCGUCUCCAGCCAGAUACAGACUACAGCUUUGUGUUGAUGUCUAGAGGGAACAGUGCUGGGGGUCUACAGCAGCAGGUCUCCAUCAGGACCGCCCCAGACCUACUCAGAAACAAACCCCUCCUCUACUCUACCCAGCAGAACCAGGGAGGGAAGCUCACUAUAGACCUACCCAAAGUACAGACUACUGCUCAAGUCAGGUUAGUAAACUCACAGUAGAACCACCUAUAGUUUAGACCACCGCUCAAGUCAGGUUAGUACCAAAGAACUAGUUAACUAUCCAACAAACUAACUAACCAAUAGUGUAAACCUGAUUAGGAAGGUAAGUAUCAAGGUACAGACUACUGCACAAGUCCGGUUAGUACAAUAUUGUGCUCAAAGGACCAUAUAAAAACUGUUGGUAGUUCUCACUCGUCUGAACAGUUGUCUGGGAGGGAAUAUUUAGGGUAAAGGCCUUUCUAACAAAACUGACUAACAAAGUAGCACAAACCCUGUCUAAACAGCAAACUGAAAAAGCAAAUUAUCCUUGUACCAUCUGCGAAGUCCAUUCCUUUAUUGUUGCACUGGCUUCAGUCCAGCCUGUGGUUACCUUAAUCCCAGCACUAGCACAUUGUCAAUACUUUUUAUUCCUGUGUUGCAAUUGGAUUCCUGCUGUUGCAAUUUGGUCAAAUUGCAAAGCCUUAAAUUUCCCCAAACUGCCCCAAUCUAAAGACUACUCUCAGAAUGUCAGGUCUAUGUCCCAAAUGGCACCCUAUUCACUACUAAAGUGCACAACUUUUGAUCAGGGCCCAUAGUGCAUAGUGCACCAUAUAGGGAAUAGGUUGCCAUCUGGGUGCAUUCCAGGAGUGGUUGGUUAGAAUGGUUGGAACCUUCCCCUCACUCUGUUCCACCAGUUGCCAGGGCAGCAGAGGUUAGGGCUGAGAGCAGCGCUUUGAUUGGUGAAAAUAUUACUGUGAUGCAGCGCAGGGCGAAGACUCACUCACUCACACACACACACAAACACACAGACACACACACAUCGGAGAGUAGAGAUCUUAUUAGACAUGUCUUCUACCACUCUGAAACAAGCAGAAAGACGGAUCACACAGCUGGAGCAGAAACAGAAGGAAGAUAGAGGAGAGAUGAGCAGGCUGUCUCUGUCUGAGGGCUGAUUGUUAAAGUGGCUGAAGUUUGCAAAACUAGUAGAUGGAGAGAGAGAGAAACAGAUAGGUGGAGAAAGGGAGAGGAAGCAAAGAAACAUACCAGUCAAAAGUUUGGACUCACCUACUCAUUCAAGGGUUUUUCUUUAUUUUUUAAAUGUUUUACAUUGUAGAAUAAUAGUGAAUACUUCAAAACUAUGAAAGAACACAUAUGGAAUCAUGCAGUAACCAAAAAAGUGUUAAACAAAUAUAAAUAUAUUUUAUAUUUGAGAUUCUUCAAAUACCCACCCUUUUCCUUGAUGACAGCUUUGCACGCUCUUGGCAUUCUCUCAACCAGCUUCUUGAGGUAGUCACCUGGAAUGCAUUUCAAUUGACAGGUGUGCCUUCUUAAAAGUUAAUUUGUGUAAUUUAUUUCCUUCUUAAUGCGUUUGAGCCAAUCAGUUGUGUUGUGACAAGGUAGGGGGGGUAUACAGAAGUUAGCCCUAUUUGGUAAAAGACCAAGUACACAUUAUUGCAAGAACAGCUCAAAUAAGCAAAGAGAAACGACAGUCCAUCAUUACUUUAAGACAUGAAGGUCAGUCAAUACGGAACAAUUCAAGAACUUUGAAAGUUUCUUCAAGUGCAGUCGCAAAAACAAGCGCUAUGAUGAAACUGGCUCUCAUGAGGACCGCCACAGGAAUGGAAGUUACCAUUCCAAUCAAAUAAAUGCUUUACAGAGUUCAAGUCACAGACACAUCUCAACAUCAACUGUUCAGAGGGGACUGUGUGAAUCAGGCCUUCUUGGUCAAAUUGCUCCAAAGAAAUCACUACUAAAGGACCCCAAUAAGAAGAAGAGACCUGCUUGGGCCAAGAAACACGAGCAAUGGACAUUAGACCGGUGGAAAUCUGCCCUUUGGUCUGGAGUCCAAAUUGGAGAUUUUUGGUUCCAACCGCUUUGUCUUUGUGAACGGAUGAUCUCUGCAUGUGUAGUUCCCACCGUAAAGCAUGGAGGAGGAGGUGUUAUGGUGUGGUGUUGCUUUGCUGGUGACACUGUCUGUGAUUUAUUUAGAAUUCAAGGCACACUUAUCACUUCUGCAGCGAUACGCCAUCCCAUCUGGUUUGGGCUUAGUGGGACUAUCAUUUGUUUUUCAACAGGACAAUGACCCAACACACCUCCAGGCUCUGUAAGGGCUAUUUUACCAAGAAGGAGAGUGAUGGAGUGCUGCAUUAGAUGAGCUGGCCUCCACAAUGCCCCGACCUCAACCCAAUUGAGAUUGUUUGGGAUGAGUCGGCAGAGUGAAGGAAAAGCAGCCAACCAGUGCCAAAAUAAAGAAACACCAUUGAAUGAUUGGGUGUGUCCACACUUUUGACUGGUACUGUAUGUUGUGCUGUAUUUUAUUUGUGUUAUAUUGUAUUAGAUGUUUUAUGAAAUCGUAUAUGCAGGGCUCCCAUCACUGGUCUCAAUGAUGACUCCCUGAUUAAAUAAAGGUAAAUAUAAAACGUCUGCUCUGGUAGCAGGGCAGAGAAUGCAAUUUUACCCCAUGGGUGGAUCUGUGCUUGCCAAUGGGAACCAAACCGAUAUGCCCAAAACCAAAAAGCUGUUUAUUGUGUUUUUUUUUCCGGAUUUCUGUUUGAAUUUACACAAUGUUUGGUUUCUAGGUGGUACUACAUUGUGGUGGUGCCAGUAUCUCAGUCAUCGUCAUGGGGAUGGGAGAACCCUGACGAGAUGGACCUAGAUGAGGUGAGUCGUAACAGCAGGAACAUUUAUUGGUAGCUCACAGUCAUGGACUGAAUUGCACACCAAUUAACAAAGAAAUACAGAUUCCCAUCAAAAUUAAUAAGGAUUCCGUCAAGAUUUCCAUCAGAGUGUAACCCUGUAGAGAACUCCAUGAAAAUACCUGACCCUGUGUCAGUGAUUAGGGACAUCUCACUACACCACUCCUAAUAACUCCCUGACCUCUAACCCCUGAUCUUUAUCCUCUCUUCCCUAACCCUCAGCUGUUGGAUUCAGGCGAGCGUCCUGUCCUUCGGCAGCGGCGCCAGGUUGAGCCAACCCGGCCGUACAUCGCUGCCAAGCUGGACUUGCUGCCUGCCACAUUCACCCUAGGAGAUGAGAAGAGGUACAACGGCUUCUACAACCGGCCCCUACCCAGACACCAGCAGUACCUGGCCUUCAUACUGGCUGCCCUGAAGGAGCAAGAGCAGGAGAGCAGCGAUAAACAUGUAAGGAACAGAGACAGAUGCGCACUCACGCACACACACACAUGUACAGUACAUUCACACACACGUACAGUACAUUCACACACACACGCACACACAUAUACUGUACACACAAAUACUGUAUAUACACACACAUAGAUACAGACAUGCAGUAUCUACACAGACUCAUAUAUAUUAUAGUAAUAUGGGCAAAAAUACUGCUUAGAACUUUCUUCCAUCACUCGGCAAUGGCCUGUAUCUUAUGCUAAUGACAUCCAUGCCCAUAUCAGUGGCUUUGCUACACUGAAACUACUACUGUACUGUUGUACACUCUGGGAUGUGGAGUCAAGUACUUGUCCUGUUGUCAAACAGGACUGAGCCCAAGCUCUCUCUGUGGGACAGGCUGAGUAAACUCCAGUGCAGGAGAAUGAAAGUCAGAUAGGAGCUCUGGGCUGCUGGAGGACCCUGUACAGGAAUAUUCAGCAGAUAGAUACUGUAGCAGGACCCUGGGCAGAGAGGAGAGCAGAGGCCAGUCCUCCUCCUCCUGUCCUCCUCCUCCUCCCGUCUUCUUCUUCUUCUUCUUAAACAUGCGUUUAUUAAUUUUUUUAAUCAUCUUUGAAAUGCAAGAGAAAGGCCACAAUAUAAUAUUGCAGUUUAGGCGCAAUUUAGCAGUGUGUGUGUGCAAAGUUUCAGAUUGAUCCUGUGAAGCAUUGCAAUACUGGGCUAUUUUGUAUCAAGUCUGCUAAAUGUGCAGAAUUGGUCAAUUGAUACAUUUUCAAGUACAUAACUAUAGAGAACAUACAAAAAUGAUAUGGUAAUACAAAAUGUAAGUUUACACACUCCCAGGAAUGUCAUACAUGAUGGAUCAUUCGCUUAUACACUAACUUACACAUCUAGAUGGCCGGGCGGGGUGGGUGUGGACAGCAAGGGUUCAAACUGUAGAACCCAGUUCCUACAUUUUAAUAUAAACAUGGAUUUUAUCAAAUAAAACUAUGCUACAUUUUAUCUUUGGGACCCUCAGGAUGACAUAUCAGAGCAAGAUUACUGAAUGUAAGUACAUUAUUUACCUUCAGAGGUGAAUGUAUCAAACCAGUUGCCGUGAUGUUUUUUGUUGUUGUGCACUUUCCUCAAACAAUAGCACUAUAAUAGCGACUGUAAAUUGGACAGUGCAGUUAGAUUAACAAGAAUUUAAGCUUUCUGCCCAUAUAAGACAUGUCUAUGUCCUGGAAAGUUUGCUGUUACUUACAACAGUCAUGCUAAUCACAUUAGAGAUAGAGAGAGAGAGAGAUAGAGAUUAGGAGCUAAAGAGAGAGAUAGAGAGAGCGAGAGAGAUAGAGAGAGAGAGAUCGAGCAUAGAGAGAUAGAUAGAGAGAUAGCUCUCGCGCUCGUCUCUCUUGCGUCUCUGCAUCAGAUCUCUGCUAUCUAGCUCUCUCUCUCUUCUCUCUCUCUCUCUCUCUCUCGGCUCUCUCUCCUCCUCUCUCUCUCUCUCUCUCGCUUCUCCUCUCUCUCUCUCUCUUCUCUCUUCUCGUCUCUCUCUGACUCUCCUUCCUCUCUCUCUACCUGAGGGAGAGAGAGCUGACCUUCCUGCUUGUACAUACAUAACCAGCGUGUGACAGAGCUGCAGGAGUUGUGACCCGUUUUUGUUGGUUAUGUUGUCGUAGUUAUGCCUAGGGGGGCAUAUGGGGGAGGGAAUGCUGUCACCAUGUGUGCUGAGGGUGUCAGGUUCUUGUCCAGUUCUGGCAUUUAGGUCGCCACAGACUAGUACAUGUCCCUGGGUCUGGAAAUGAUUGAUUUCCCCCUCCAGGAUGGAGAAGCUGUCUUCAUUCAAGUAUGGGGAUUAUAGUGGGGGGAUAUAGGUAGCACACAGGAGGACAUUUUUCUCUGUUGAGAUCAUUUCCUUUUGAAUUUCUGGCCAAAUGUAAAAUAUUCCUGUUUUGAUUAAUUUAAUAGAAUGAGUUAGGUCUGCUCUAUACCAAAUUAGCAUACCCCCUGAGUCCCUUCCCUGUUUCACACCUGGUAGUUUGGUGGAUGGGACUACCAGCUCUCUGUAACCUAGGGGGCACCCAGUGGGUCCGUUUCCUCUAUACCAUGUUUCUUGUAGGAUGACAAUGUCUGUAUUUCUGUAUGUGUGACUUUCAUGUUGAGGCCCUCUUUGCGGGAGUGGAGGGCAUGGGGUGAGUAGGAGGGGCAUAGGUCUGAUCUGAGGGGGCCUAAGUGGGGUGUGGGCAUGGUUGACUUGGGGGGGUGUUAAUUGGUGGGGGUGGGGGUGUGGAUGUGGCUGGUGGUGCUGUGGUCUGGAUGUAGUUCCUCUCGGCGGGGGUCCUCUAUGUGUAGGUCCGGGAGAGUGUCUCGCUGGUCUGGGCGGGGUGUCUGUUGAUCUGUUGCUCCUGUGUGAGGUGUUGGGUCUGCGGUUGAGGGCGAUAUCCAUUAGGAUCCGGGCGAAGGUGGGCACUGCUCAGUUGCCUUGUAUAGGUGGACCUGGUCGUAAAGGCUGUUCAAGUCUAGGGUGGAGUGGUGGGCCAGGUAUCUCUCUCUCCUUAUCUUUUUAUAUGCUCUCUCUCUCUCUCUCUCUCUCUCUCUCUCUCUCUCUCUCUUUGUGUCACUCGCUGUCUUUGCUCUCUACGGAUACUGUACAGUGAACUAUAAGACGACUUGUUAAGGAAGUUUGUUGUUGAUGCUUUAGAUGACAGUCAAACUACCACACCCCUUAUAAAGUGUUACAUAAUCUGAAAUAAAAAAAUCCCAGAAUUUUCUCAUAGGCACAAAAAGCUUAUUUCUCUCAAAUAUUUUGCACAAAUUUGUUUACAUCCCUGUUAGUGAGCAUUUAUCCUUUGCCAAGAUAAUCCAUCCACCUGACAGGUGUGGCAUAUCAAGAAGCUGAUUAAACAGCAUGAUCAUUACACAAUAAAAGGCCACUCUAAAAUGUGCAGUUUUGUUACACAACACAAUGCCACAGAUGUCUCAAGUUUUGAGGGAGCGUGCAAUUGCCAUGCUGACUGCAGGAAUGUCCACCAGAGCUGUUGCCAGAUAAUUUAAUGUUAUUUUUUCUACCAAAAAAUAAAAUUAUUUUUUCUACCAACGUCGUUUUAGAGAAUUUGUCAGUACGUCCAACCAUCCUCACAACCGCAGACCACGUGUAUGGCUUCGUGUGGGCGAGCGAUUUGCUGAUGUCAACGUUGUGAACAGAGUGCCUCAUGGUGGCGUUAGGGUUAUGGUAUGGGCAGGCAUAAGCUACAGACAACGAAGCUACACAAUUCCUGGAAGCUGAAAAUGUCCCAGUUCUUCCAUUGCCAGCAUACUCACCGGACAUGUCACACAUUGAGCAUGUUUGGAAUGCUCUGGAUCGACGUGUAUGACAGUGUCGUGACCUGUCUUACUUUAAUGUAUGACUGUUAUUUAUCGAAUCACCUAACUAUGUUUAAUUGUCACUUGAUUAAAUUAAUCAUGUAACAAUUAAGUCAUUAGAAAUUUGGGGCACCACGGAAGAAGUUGUUUGACGAGUUACCAUCUCCCGAAUUAAACUCUUAGAAGAUAUAUGUUAUAUAUCAAUAACAGUCAAUUACUUCUUAUCAUUCUCAUUCUGAACGUCGCAUAAUCCUUGAACCUGCAAGAACCCUAACCUUAUUGAUGAAUCAGCAAUACACAAAUUGGCUUAAUUAUUUAUUUACUAACUAACUAAAUAAUAACACAAGACAAACACACACAGGUUAUUGAUUACUAACAUAAUACAAUAAAAACAGGUCCCUAGUGGACUGGACUAACAAUAGCAUGAAUGCUUGGGUAGAAGGACGGUCAGAGUGGAAGGGAGAGAGAGAUUCAAACUAUCGUAGUUACUGCGGAUUAUAAAUGCAACAUGUAUUUACGUGUAGCUGCCCUCAAUAGUUGAGUUGAUGAUGUAGGCCUAUGGUUUGCCCACUAGAGAUCCCAAUGUACUUGGUAGAGUUUCUGGUCAUAGUUGUGGUUAGAAUGAAUAAUUCAGAUGUACCAGCGGUGUCUUUAGUGAAAGUUCUCUAGACGACUAUACAUGCCAGCUGCAGACUGAAAUGAUAAGGUCUAGUGCAUUGUCUUCUUCUUCACCUUGUGAAGAGGUUGAGAGUUUCUGAGUUUCUCCAUUUCAAACGUGUGGACUAACGUCUCACGUUCUCUGGUCUUUCUGGUCUAACCAUUUUGUAACGUGUAGUUUUGUCACGUCUCCUCCCGUUGCUCCCCUCCGGCGCUCUGAUUCGCCGGUCUACUGAGCCACCGGUCUGAGCACAUCACUUCGGCAACACCGGAAUAGAAACCCAAUGCACCCUAAGCACCUCCAGCGCACCUGCACCUCAUCAUCUCAUCACCUCCCCUAUUUAGCCCUGGACUGUUCCUUAUGAUGUUGUGUGUGAUUGUUUAGCUUCGUUUCGUGUACUCUAUCUUUGUUAUAUCUCUUUGUCAUUGUUUAAGAAAACCUUGACCUUGUUAAUUCCUGCGUCUGCAUCCUGCCUCUUUGUAUACUCAGUACUUGUCACAAGCUUCAGCUUCACGCUUCUUGGUCUUGUAGAAAAUCAACCAUUUGCAACAUACAGCUUAUACCGUGGUAUGCUUGGUCUUCCUUUGGUAAUGGAGUUGUAAUUUUAAACCAGUUUGUAACGUUUAACGGACGCUUCAUGUCUGCUGGUCUAAUGUUAAAAUGUUUUCAAGGCUUUUUAUGCACUCGGGGUAAAAGGGGCGUUCCAUCAUGUUUGUGCUCAUCUGGGCGUGGCCACUGACUGAGAACAAAUCAAUAUGGAAAACAAUCAUCUCAUCUAGAAUGCUAAAAUCACAUUGUUAUCUUCAUAAAAGUAUUAUUAUACUUAAUCAUUCGUUUUAUACAACAAUUAGAUGCAAACCUCAUAACUGGGAAGUGUACCCCCCAGAGAUAGUUAUGUUGUUCCACUGUCUUUAAUGACAUCACAACAUAGUAACAAACUUGACAUGAUUGUUCUUUAAGUCCCCACCAACCAUUUCCCACAUACUUUUAAGUAGGACUCUUGUUUCAUUAUCCACUUUUGGAUGUUGGAGUUUUGGCAGGAAGACUUCCUUUGUUAACAAAGGGGUCCUUUCUCCCAAUACUUCAUGGCAAGUAAGAGAAAGUCUGCACGGUAUUUACGACCAGUCAUAAAACUGGCCCCCAGGAAAGGGGGUGUUCAAACCUUUGCCUAGCCGGCAUGUUUGAUCCUCAACCCAUGAGGGCAAGUCAUGACAACAGCAUGUUCCAGUUCCCGCCAAUAUCCACCAAAUUCGCACAGCCAUUGCAGAGGAGUGGGACAACAUUACACAGGCCACAAUCAACAGCCUGAUCAACUCUAUGCGAAGGAGAUGUGUCUCGCUACAUGAGGCAAAUGGUGGUCACACCAGAUACUGACUGGUCUUCUGAUCCACGCCCCUACCUUUUUUAAAGGUAUCUGUGACCAACAGAUGCAUAUCUGUAUUCCCAGUCAUGUGAAAAAUGUAAAUCCAUAGAUUAGGGCCAUAUUAAUUAAUUUCAAUUGACUCAUUUCCUUAUAUGAACUGUAACUCAGUAAAAUCUUUGCACGUUGCAUUUAUAUUUUUGUUCAGUGUAUGUAUUCUAACUCCCCUCUCCCCCUUCUCUUCUCUCCCUCCUUAGAGAACGUUCUCAGCUAGUCCGUACUCAGACCCUAUCCAGGUAUACCCUAACAUAGCCAGGAGUGUAGAGCAGCCAGAGAUGCUGUGGGUCAUGGGCCCUGUCCUGGCUGUGGUGCUCAUCAUCAUCAUCGUCAUCGCCAUUCUGUUCUUCAAGAGGUGAGACACUGUGUAUGUGUGAGACACUAUGUGUGUGUCUGAGGGGGGAUGGAUGAAGGGUGGGGGAGAUGUAGGGUAUGUGUGUGUUUCUCUGUGUGUGUGUGUGUGUGUGUGUGUGUGUGUGUGUGUGUGUGUGUGUGUGUGUGUGUGUGACGUAAUGUGUGUGCCAGUGACACCGCCUUGAUGCAGGUUACCACACAUUGCAUCAACGACUGUGAUUGUUGAUAAAGACACACUGCACCCCUAUGCAACUCUCUGCACCUCGUGUGAUUCUCAACCCCUGCAAUUGAAAUACCUCCUAACAUUACUUGUUAUAAAACGGAUGCGUCCAAAAUGGUACCCUACUUUUGACCAGGGCAUACCCUUCACACUCUGACAGACAUAAGAGAAAAGAGAAGUAUUUAAAAAUAAUUAAAACCUGUUUUCUCUCUGGCUCUUUAGCCUGUCAUAAGCAACAAUAGACUCUGAAACAGGCAGGGACCACAUACAAAGCCAAGUCAGCCUGACACACACACACACACACACACACACACACACACACACUCACACAUGCACGCACACACAUGCAGACACAGACACUGAAACACACAAAAGCACACAUACACACACAAAGAGCCCCCUCACCCCCAUCCAUGCUGUUGACUCCAUCUCUCCCCUGCCACCCUGUAGCAUAGACUGUCUCUGACCUUUCAUUCCCCACUGCUGUGUGAGGGCUGCAGCUCCAGUAAUAAUAGGCCAUCAGACUGCUACCUGCUGGGGAGCAGGGCCUCUGUCUCGUUCUGUCUCUCUGUGUGUGUUAGAGAUGGUUCACCACAGACAGACAGUACUAGAUUGACAGGAGCUAUAGGAGAGAGGCAGACAGGUUGCCUGGCCUCCCUGCCAGCUUGCCUUUUCACUGCACAUCUCUAGAUAUAUCAGAGAACAGUGAUACUCUCUACUUCUACCUCAACUGACUUUAGGGCUAGCUAAACCGAAGGUUGCUGGUUCAAGUCCCACUCUGACUGUUCCCCCCUAUAUCGCUACGUUAGGGCUCUGAUCACUAUUAACCCUCCUUCCCUCUCCUCUAUGUUCUCUCCAAUGUAUGCAGCAAACAGGAGAGGUGGGUACUUACUGUCACAUAUUAGCCAUGGUUUCAUCCACCUCGACUAACACCCUGCCAUUCGUUGUCUUGCUAUUCAGUGAUGUGGUCCUGAUUGUUCAGAAACUCCUGGCCUUAGCAGUACUAUGUUCUAGUACUAUGGUUGUACACUGUAAAAUAUUUGAGUAGUUUUAACUUCCAAAAUGUUACUCUGCAAUUUUGGACUAGUUAUUAUAAGUUAUGUCAACUCAGUACAUCAAGUUCAGUUGUUCAGUUGACAAAAGUUAGGUAACUCGUCUUAAGUUGAAACAACAAGAUGUUUUACAGUGUAUUAACUAGUGCAUUUCCCACCUAUAGUGUCAUGUCAUGUUGAAAUAUCUUGUUUUGUGGCUGUGGUGUAUUACUGUGCUGUGUUCAUUAUAUGAUCGUUGACAGUGGUGUGUGGUGUGUCCAGGUCAACCCCAAUCUGAACACACACACACACCCUUCAAGGUCGGCUCCAAUCUAAAUUGUCUGACUCAGUCUGUCUCUGUCUGAGCUGGGUCUCUGUCUGAAUGGCCCAUUGUCAAAUAAAUGCCAGGUGGGGUGACUAAUACUGCGUCCCAAAUGGCACCCUAUUGGGUACUGGUCAAAGGUAGUACACUAUAUAGGGAAAAUGGUGCCAUUUAGGACGCUGACGAUAAACCAAAAAUUAUCGACACAGACCAAACCGACCACUUAUCGUUGACAUUUUUUUGAUAUUGUUAAUUACGUUAUAUAACCUAUAUGGCCCUACUAUAGAAUUUAGAAGUUUUAAAUAAAUUAAGUUUGCUAAUAUUGAUUAUUGUUAAUUACACAAGGGGUGGUGUUACAGGAGAGUUCGCAGUACCGGAGCGACCCACUAGGUGUCAACUCCGACAACCUUAGGCACCUCCUCACUCACAGUCUGGACUAAUCAUUAUCUAAUUGGUGUCACCUGUGUCUACCUGUUUACCUGUGUAUUCAUGCCCUCACUUCCCUGUGUUCCCUUGCUCUGUUUUCUCUGCUAGUUCAAAAUAAAAUGUUUAAAAUGUAUGCACUCACUAACUGUAAGUCGCUCUGGAUAAGUGCGUCUGCUAAAUGACUAAAAUGUAAAAAUGUAGUUCGCGAUGCCAAACAGUAUUAAUCAGUGUCUGAUCGCGAGACGUAUGUACAGGUACUUGAGAAGUGUUCUCCCUGUUUCAUUGUUGUUUUCAGUCACAGUUAGUAUUUUGUGUGUUUGCUGUCAGCCUGUUUUUGGAGACCAAUUUGCUCCUCCUUAAUUUUUUCGUGAUUUUUCCUGGUUUUGGGACCACCAGUAAAGAUCCUUGUUUCACCAUCUCUGACUACUGCCUACUGUCUAUCCUGCACCGCAACUGGGUCACAUCUCACACCAACCCUUACAGAAAACAGAGCCAAUAUGGACCUAGCGAAGGCAGCGCAGUAUCGCAGCGCGUUGGCAAUGCAGGGAGCUAUGCUAAACCAGCACGACCGCAGCCUGCAGCAGAUCACGAGAAUCUCCGCCAGCUGAAGAUCGCCGUGCAGAGGCGGGUGGACACCCGACCAGCCCCGGCAGCCGGCAGAGCGGAAGCCGCGGCAGCGGCGUCUCCAGUCUCGCCUGUGACAUUGCCUACCACCUCCGGAGAGGUACGACGGACGUCCAGAGGGCUGCAGGGAGUUCCGGACUUGGGCUCAAGAGGCAGGAUGGGAGGAGGUCGCCCUGGUCAUCCUUUACACGCAGGGGCUAUCGGAGGGGAUGAAGGACGAACUCUCCUUCAGGGAGCUGCCUGAGAGACUGGACGGCCUCGUCGACCUCUCGGUGCGGGUAGACAAUCAGCGUCUUGAGAGGGCGCAUGAGAGAGGAUGACGCAAGGCACGCUUGUCCAGGAUGGAGAAGCAGAGACGUCUGUGCCAGGGACGUUGCCUGUACUGCGGCCAGGCAGAUUACCACUGCGACUCAAGUCCGGAGAAGCUGGGAAACGGGAGGGCUCGCUAUUAUCGGGAGGGGUGCUAGCGAGCCGGAACCGAAACCCCAACCCUAGAGACUCCCAGACUUUUCUCCCCGACAGGGUUCAGUGUGGUGGAUUCGGGGGCCGCGGGAAACCUGAUGAACGCUGGGCUGGCCCAAGGGUGGAGCAUUCCGUAACUCUCCCUCUCCGAGACGGUUUCAGUCAUGGGCCUGGACGGCCGGCCGUUGGGGUCGGGCUUCAUCAACCGGCGCACUGUCCACGUGCAUGUCCGGGUGGCAGGGGGGCUAUGGGAGGAUAUCCAGUUUUUCAUUGUGGACUCUCCAGAGUGUCCCCUCAUCCUCGGGUACCCCUGGCUGGUCACCCACAAACCCCGGAUAGACUGGUGGGCAGUGGCCAUGCAUUGAUUACCGGGCGCUCAACGACAUAACGGUUAAGAACCGCUACCCACUCCCCUUGAUGACGACAUCAUUUGAGUCGUUGCAGGGAGCCCGGGUCUUACAAAAUGCCUACAACCUGGUGAGGAUUUGGUAGGGGGACGAGUGGAAGACUGCUUUUAACACACCCAGUGGGCAUUACGAGUACCAAGUCAUGCCGUUCGGUCUAGCCAACGCGCCUGCGGUGUUCCAGGCGUUGGUCAAUGACGUGCUCCGGGACCUCCUCGACUACUGCCUCUUUGUGUAUUUGGAUGACAUCCUAAUAUUUUCAAAGAACAUGAGUCAACACCAGCAACACGUUUGGCAGGUCCUCCAACGCCUUCUCCAUCACCAGCUCUACAUCAAGGCGGAGAAUUGCGUGUUCCACACAGAGACAGUCUCCUUCCUGUGGUUCAUUGUCACUCAGGGGGAUCAACAGAUGGACCCAGCCAAGGUCAGCGUGGUACUGGAUUGGCCCCAGCCCUCAUCCCUCAAGCAACUACAAUGGUCUUUAGGGUUCGCUAAUUUUUAUAGCCGAUUUAUUCGCAAUUUUAGCUCCCUAGCCGCUCCAUUGACAGCCCUCACCCAGACGAGCUUGCGGUCCUUCGCCUGGACCCCGGAAGCGGGGAACGCAUUUGAAGUGCUUAAGCAGAGCUUUACAUCGGCCCCGGACCUAGGGAAUCCUGAUCCGUCUCUGCCAUUCAUUGUGGAGGUGGAUGCAUCAGACAUUGCAGUGGAAGCAAUCCUGUCUCAGCGGUUCCUCACGGAUGGUAAGACUCACCCCUGCGCGUUUUUUCUCCCUUCGGCUGUCCCCUGCAGAGCGGAAUUACAACGUGGGGAAUCGUGAGCUGCUAGCGGUCAAGCUCGCCCUGGGGGACUGGAGGCAUUGGCUAGAUGGGGCCCCACAUCCAUUAGUCAAAUGGACUGACCAUAAGAACUUAGCCUACAUUCAGGGGGUCAAGAAGUUAAACUUGCGCCAGGCCAGGCAGUUCGUCCCUGUGGACCUGGUGGAGAUGGACAACCCCAUUGUCCCCAAUGCCCUGAUUGCUGCCCCAGUUUCAUGGGGAAUCGAUAGGCUGGUCAGAGCAGCGCUACGGCGGGAGCCUGAUCCGGGCGGAGGUCCAUUGGGGAGGAUGUACGUACCUAAGGCUGCGCGCUCGCGACUGCUUCAGUGGGCGCACACGUCCGACCUCACCAGCCAAUCCGGGGGACGCCAGGACAUUGGAGUUCCUGCGUAGGAGGUUCUGGUGGCCAUCAGCUGAGGGGGAUACGUGCGCCUUCGUGGCUGCUUGCCUGGUGUGCAUGCGCAAGAAGAGCUCACGUCAGCCCGCGGCAGGGCUGCUCGGACCCCUGCCUAUCCCCAAGCGCACCUGGUCCCACAUCUCGCUGGAUUUUAUUUCCGCCCUACCCCCCUCUGAUGGAUACACAGUCAUCCUGGUUAUUGUGGACCGGUUUUCCAAGGCUGCCCACUUCAUUCCCCUUCUCAAACUCCCGUCGGCCCGGGAGACGGCUGUUGGUGGUGCAGCACGUUUUCCGGGUCCACGGCCUUCCCCAAGAUGCGGUGUCAGAUCGGGGUCCUCAGUUAACCUCCAGGUUCUGGAAGGCGUUCGCCACCUGCCUCGGCGCCUCCGUCAGCUUGUCUUCCGGCUUCCAUCCCCAGUCGAACGGGCAGACGGAGCACGUCAACCAGGAUCUGGAGGGGGUGCUGAGGUGCUAUGCCUCCAGCAACCCAGCUACGUGGAGUCAGCGACUGGCGUGGGCGGAGUACCCCCACAACACACUUCUCUGCUCGUCCACAGGCAUGUCCCCCUUCCAGUGUCAAUACAGGUACCAACCACCCCUAUUCCCUGAGCAAGAUGAAGAGGCUGUGGUCCCGUCGGUCCAGGCCCACAUCAGUCGCUGUCUUCGCACCUGGAGGCAGGUACGGGCGCCGUUUAAGCGGCCUCGGUCAAGUCUCAACAUCAGGCCAACCACAGCCGUCGCCUGGCACCGGUUUUUCGCCCGGGACAGAGGGUGUGGCUCUCCACGCGGGAUCUUCUUCUCCGCGUGGAGUCCAAGAAGCUGUCCCCCCGGUUCGUCGGGCCUUUCAGAGUGGUCUGGUGAGUCAACACAGUGGCCUACCGCCUGCAACUACCCCCCACCAUGCGGGUUCGCAGUUACGGAGCGACCCACUAGGUGUCAUCCUCCGACAACCUUAGGCACCUCCUCACUCACAGUCUGGACCAAUCAUUGUCUUUUGAUGUCACCUGUGUCUACCUGUUCACCUGUGUAUUUUUGCCCUCACUUCCCUGUGUUCCCUUGCUCUGUUUUCUCUGCUAGUUCUCGAUGCCAAACAGUACUAAUCAGUGUCGGAUCGCGAGACUUAUGUACAGGUACUUGAGAAGUGUUCUCCCUGUUUCAUUGUUGUUUUCAGUCAUAGUUAGUAUUUUAUAUGUUUGCUUUCAACCUGUUUUUGGAGACCAAUUUGCUCCUCCUUUAUUUUUUCGUGACAAGUCCGUUAUUUUGUAUCCUGGUUUUGGGACCACCAGUAAAGAUCCUUGUUUCAUCAUCUCUGCCUACUACCUACUGUCUAUCCUGCACCGCACCUGGGUCACACCUCACACCAACCCUUACAGGGUGGGUCUAAUCCUGGAUGCUAAUUGGUUAAAACUGCAUUCCAGCUGGUGUCUAUUCCACAAUUUACUAAAUCUAUGAUGUUGAAAGGCUUAUUUACUCUGCUCCAUCUGACUGCGCAAUCCACUGUCUCAUCAGCCCAGUCAGACAAUUUAUAUAUACUAGAUCUACGCUGUAAAAAGCAUCUAGACAUUAUCUCCCAUUUCUUUUAGACUAGCAUUUGGUUUUCAACAGCGGACAUUUGUAUUAUCCUUGCUGUCUGUCUCUCCAACAUUUGCAACAUUGUGUCAAUAUUGAAAUUUGAUCUCCAGCUGUCCCAUAGUAAUGAACGUAUCGGGAGUCGGGAUGAGACAGACAGGCUGGCAGCUUUUCUCAGCCAGUCGAAAUCGUGAAUCAGCCUCAUUUUUAUGCAUAUAUACAAAGGAAUGUCAAUAGAAAAACACAAUUCAGCUAAUUUACUGUCAUUGCAGCUUCAGUUUGAAGCUUUUGUGUUAGCUGUGUAACGUUAAUUGGAUAUCUCUUCUGAACAGUGGCCUGGUGACAGAGCAAAUGUUCUAUGCCAGGCGAAAUCGAGCAUGAUUAGCUCAUUGUUAUGGAUGCAUCCAAAUAAAUGUCACUAGAAAACCGUUUACACAAAUGCAAACGAAGAUUCUUUGUUGUUAUUCUGGCUGCACUGUUUGACAUGACUGUAAAUUAGCCGUAGUUGGCUAGCUAGCAAGCAAGGGAUAAGAACGUUGCCAGCCAUCAUGGCAAUGGAACAUUUAGAAUUAACGACUGGGUGGCGUCCACAGAUUUUUAACAAAAAUACUUAACGACUGGGAAUCUCUGGCAACCGAACCGAUAGAACGAACGACCAGCCGGCUUGGGUAACAACCCUAGAUUUGUGUCGGGACUAUAUCUCGUGGAAGAAUGAAAUAGUAUGAAUAAAUUAAUCAAAAUAACGUUUUUAAUUAAAAUAUGUCAAUCAUUAUUUGAAUAUGUUGGUAAUCUGUUGUAUAAAAGUGAUAAUGCCCUCGAAGCCGGUGUUUGGAGGAUAAAUUGAUAACUACUAUAGCCCAUAGAAACGCAUUGAAUAACACAUUCAUGAAUGGCAAAAAAAAAGACAGUCAAAAAAUAACGUUUGGUCUGUUCUCGGUCAGAGAAGAGAGGAAGAAAUGCUUUUCAGAGAUUACCCUAGCGUCACGCUGCUAACAUUAGCUAGUAUUAGCCUAAGCUCUGUAGCGUCAGAUAACAGUUGCUGUGGCCAGGUAGAACCUGUAGAUGCAUGCCAUUCUCACUGUACACACACACACAAACAUACAGACGCACACGCACACACACACACACACACAGGUUUGAUGCAAUUUUCUAAGUUGAAUGUAUUUUUUAAAAUAUUUAUUAUACUUUGUAUUAUCAUUAUUAUUAUUGUAGGCCUAUUUAAGAAUCUGAACCAGUUCUGUGUUCGGACUGUCUUUUUAAUGUUUUGCUCCGUAUUUAGUUGAAAAUAGGUUAAAAGUAGUUUGUAAAAUAAAUUAAUUUGUUCAGUAGUUACUCACUUUUGUUGGUAAUUACUACAAUAAAGGCCUAGCCUGUUAACACUACUGUGAUGAGGUGUUGUUGAAGGAAUCAGGCGCAGGAGGGUAAAUCACAGAAUAACAGGCUUUAAUCCGCAAAAUACAGUUUUACGUAGAAAUGCGUCAAACACACUCCAGGGCACAUAACAGGCGCACUGGAAAAUACAAGGCAUACGGGAAAUACUCCCGUCGAUACAAAAUACACGAGCUCCACCGAGCUUCACUAACCUCCACAAUAAACAAUCACCCACACAGACAAGGAAGCAGAGGGAACACUUAUGCAAUGACUAAUGAGGGAAUAAGGACCAGGUUUGUGUGAUUGAAGACAAGACAAAUGCAGUGAUGAUAAAUGGUUUGGCAGUAGCUAGUAAGCCGGUGACGCCGAACGCCGAAACCUGCCCGAACAAGGAGGGGAGGCAGCCUCGGCGGAAGUCGUGACAACUACAAUCACUAAAGCAGUCAUUCUGACUGCUCAUGAAUGUUCUUUUUUUAUUACUCUGCCAUUUUUUAAGUCAUGCCCCCCUCCGUCCUUGACUUUUCCUAAAUAAGUCUACAGUAUAUAACAAACUGUCGGUGUUAGAAUCGUAAUAUCACAAACAGAAUUGGAGUUAAGAAACAACAUGGAGCCGAUAGACAUGGUCGCGCUGUUCAUGGCUCCUGUUCAUGGUCUGUUAUUUCUACAGAUGCACAGUCUGGGGUAUUGUGUGUUGAUUGAUGAGGGGGGAAAAACAAGGGGUCGGAAUACUUACUGAAUGCAUUGUAUGUGUACACGAUCAAUCAAAUUAGAUUUGAUUUGAUUUAGAAGCAGUUUUAGGAGGGCAUGUCAUUUAUUUAUGGUUUUCCCCCGUUGCACCUCCUUCUCCCAAACAGUACGACCUGCUCUGCUCCUUCUUCCGACAGUUGAAAGUGCAGUGCCCAGCUGAUAAUCACCCCGAUAAUUGCCUCGAAACUAAACAUAACUCAUACCGAAACUAAUUUCACACAUAUAACAGCAGAUGAAAUAAAUGAAGUAAAGUAUGAUGGGUAGAAAGGAGGAGAAUGGGUGAUUGAUGAGUGAAGGGAAGCGAAUGAUGCAUAAUUAUUUAAUCACAAUUGUGAGCAUACAUAAUUUUACAUGCUGAACGGCUUUCUGUGACGAGUACUGAGGAUACGAAGAGGCAGGAGGCAGAUGGAGGAAUCAAAAAUGUAAAGGUUUACUUAACACUGAGCAAGAGAACAACAAAGAGCGAGUACACGACAAGACACUAACAAUCACACACAACACAACGCUGAACAUUCCAGGGCUAUAUAGGGGUGGUGAUGAGAUGAUGAGGUGCAGGUGCGCUGGAGGUGAUUAGGGUGUGUUGGGUUUCCAUUCCGGUGUUGCCUAGGUGGUGCGCUCAGACCGGUGGCUCAGUAGACCGGCGAAUCAGAGCGCCGGAGGGUAGCAACGGGAGGAGCCGUGACACUUUCAAUAUCUGGGAAAAUAUCCACAUCGAGCAGCAGAUGAGCGAGUGUGGAGAACCUUAUGUUUCUACACAGAUGUUCUACACAGACCUCAGUCAAUGCACAGAUGAGUGCAGAGUGCAGAGCGCAGAGAUUAAUUCCGAGAUAGAUAGGUCUUCUCUCAUAUCUCUCACACACGCACACACACACAGUCUUCACACACACCCCCCACACACACACACACACAAUCAUUUAAUUCAGAGAUAGAUAGGUAAUCUCUCCUAACUCGUAAUGAUGGAAAACAGUCUCUUUACGACUGGUGUGUGAGUGCAUGUGUGUUUGUGUGUGUGCACGUGCAUUUGUAAGUGUGUGUUUGUAAUUGUGAUCAUGGUUAAACCCUUUCCUGUCUGCCUCCCCCUAUAGGAAGAGAAUGUCUCCCCUCCCCAAAGACGACCACUCAGGAGGG